Paramecium sonneborni is the source of this 267-nucleotide messenger RNA. The record is from the annotation of a GenBank genome assembly. NCBI's taxonomy places the organism in Eukaryota, Ciliophora, Oligohymenophorea, Peniculida, Parameciidae.
AUGAAUGACUUUCAAUAGACACUAGAGGAAAAUCAAAAUUUAGCAGAGAAUUUGUAAAUCUAGUAAAAUAUUGUCAUAAUUCAAUAACUUAGAGAAGGUAUUUAGAUAUUUUAUAUAGAAAUAAAAUAGCAAGAGGAGAAUUUUAUUAUAAACAAUCAAAUACUAUAAGAUCAAGAAAUGCACAAUAAAAAAAUCCUAAUGGCAAUAAUAAUUAUUUUAUUAAUAACAAAUAUUUUGUUGUUAUUAUAUAAACUAAAAAGUCAUUGA